Messenger RNA from Nicotiana tabacum (common tobacco), 1730 nucleotides. The record is from RefSeq and is a predicted model, not a curated record. NCBI's taxonomy places the organism in Eukaryota, Viridiplantae, Streptophyta, Magnoliopsida, Solanales, Solanaceae.
UUUGAAAUAUUAAAUCUGUUUUUUAUUUUUUCCUAAAUUUGUAAAUUUGCUGAGCUCUUUUACUGAAUUUUCAGUAGCCAGUUCCUUAGUUACAGGAUUAGUCAAAAUGCACUUUUAUAUAUCUAAUUUUUAUACCACGAAUAAUUUCAGUCAUUAAUUAUUGAGUUUUAGUUCCUCUUCACUAAUGAUGUAAACGAUAUUUACACAAUUAAGUUAUAAAUAAGGUAAUUACUGGUCAAUUUAUGACAAGCAUAUAGGUAACCUCGUAAAAAUUGUAACUGACCUACUAUACAGGUUAAAAAGCGCUAAUAGUGUAGAAAAAUCUUUACAUUAUCAGUGUAUAUAAAUUAAAUCCUUAAUUAUUAGAGUAUGAGGGUAAAAUAUUUGAAAAGAUUGUAGUAAAAAAUUUGUUUUGCCUACCGAACAGUAAUAGUGUCAUAUCAAAUUGGACAAAAGGGAGUAUGGUAUGUUUGUUUGUUUCCCUUUUGAGUGCAGUCACUAGCGUUAAAUUUGCAGGAAAGAAAAAGAGGAGGAAAGAGAUCAGUAGAAUGUUGAAGUUUUCUGCUAAAAAGUAGCGCUUUUUGUUUAUUUAAGAUACAUAGCAUGCUGAAUGUAUUGAACAUCCUCAAUUUUGGAAACAGUUGAGACGCAUUCACAACAUACAUCAGGAGGGAGCGAUCAGAGUUUGUUUUUGCACUCAGUCAUGACUCAGGAGGAAGUUAUCAAAGUAGUUGAACCAGACAAAUCGCCGUUUCUGCAGUUUAUUGUCUGGCUGUGGAGUGGAUCGAGGUACUCCGGUCUGCUAUGCAUGGUCUUGUCAUCUAUAAUCUACUCCACAAUGGGAGUUGUUUCAGAUGUUUUUACUGCUCAAUCAGUACCUCUUUUCGAGAUAGCCUUUGCAAGAUGUACGGUAGUCCUAGUUCUUUCCUUUGUGUGGCUGAGGAAAAGUGGUCAACCAAUAUUUGGACCAACAAGUGCCAGGAAACUUUUGGUCUUAAGAGCUCUCACUGGAUACAUCUCAUUGAUGAGUUUCAUCUACAGCAUCCAGCGGCUACCUGUGUCUCAGGCUAUCAUAUUGAGCUUUACCGCUCCAAUUAUGGCUUCAACUGUAGCUAGAGUCACAUUGCAUGAGAAGUUAAAAAUUGCAGAAAUUGGAGGUUUAGCGAGCAGUUUCUUCGGUUUGCUGUUCAUAUUUCAGCCAAUGGUCAAACCACAAGGAACUUUCCCAAGUUCUAUAGAAGCCAGUGAAUCUCAUUCCAAUGGUAAGCAUCACAUUUUUGCUGUUUUGGUUGGCUUGUUUUCAUCUACUGCGACUGGAGUCACCUACUGCCUUACGAGAGCAGGAGCCAAGGCAGCAGAUCAACCAGUGCUUCCAGUUUUCUCAUUUGUCCUGCUUGCUAGUCCUGCUGCUGCGAUGUCCACAUUUUCCUUUGAAAGCUUUGUACUCCCUAGUUUCUUUUCUUUCCUUCUAAUGGCUGUACUUGGUGUACUAGCUUUCUUUGCAGAGAUAACUUUAGCACGUGGACUUCAGCUUGAGAAAACCAGCAGAGUUGCCAAUAUCCAGUUUAUUGAGGCUGCGCUAUCACAAUUUCUUGGAAUGGGCUCAUCAAGAAUCAUUCCAUCUUUUGGCAGAUUAUUUGGAUGUAUAAUAAUCUUAAUUUCAGCAUGUUGUACCAUGUAUAUUGGACCCGAGAAAGAGAUUGAAUGACAAAGUUGGCCAUUCCUUUUCA